AUGAAGUUAUACUCCCACUUCAGUCCCAGUACAGACAGUACUGGCCAUGUAGCAGCAACACAGCAUGAACAUGAUCUUGUACAAACUGAUGUCCAAGGAACAUCUUUGGAACUGCUAUCAGCAGCAGCUGAAAUCAAGAGGCUACAACAACAAGUUCAUCAGUCUGAAGUCUUAUUCAAUGAAUACAGAGUGUGGUAUGAACAACAUGAAGCUACAUUGGGAAAUCCUGUAAGUGAUGACAAACCCAAACCACUGACUGUUCAGGAGAUUUUAAAGGAGGAAUCACAGAUUCAAGGAUUAUUUGAAUAUUAUACAGGAUUCAAAUUCUCAACAUUCCAGGCCCUACUUGACUUUCUCACUAUUCAGGCCCCACAACACCAUAAUAACAGGAAAGACAUAGUUAACAUGGAGUGCGAGGAUAAACUGUUGUUAACAUUGAUGAGACUGCGACACAAUUUUGGUCUUAAAGAUCAGGCUUUUAGAUUUGCUAUCUCCACGCAAGCAGUGAUUUGCAGAACAGGAUGCAAACCUCUGGCAUACCGUGAAACGUUGUAA
This is a messenger RNA of Mizuhopecten yessoensis (Yesso scallop), 555 nucleotides long. RefSeq lists its product as uncharacterized. The transcript has 3 exons. NCBI's taxonomy places the organism in Eukaryota, Metazoa, Mollusca, Bivalvia, Pectinida, Pectinidae. The record is from RefSeq and is a predicted model, not a curated record. The coding region runs from base 1 to 555 and encodes 184 amino acids.